GUGUACAUCUUUGUACUUAAAAUGGGGCAUAUACGUGCCUGUGUACCAGGGUGUCGUCACGCUCUUUGUGGUGCUCAAUUUUUCUCUAGCAACAUUCAUGGAUCCAGGAGUCAUACCCAAAGCUUCAACAGACGAAGACCGGGAUGACGAUUUCCGAGCGCCACUGUACAAGAAUGUGGAGAUAAAUGGCAUCACAGUCCGAAUGAAAUGGUGUGUCACAUGCCACUUCUAUCGGCCCCCCCGUUGCUCACAUUGUUCUGUCUGCAACCACUGCAUAGAGACAUUUGACCACCAUUGCCCAUGGGUCAACAAUUGCAUUGGUCGACGGAACUACCGCUAUUUCUUCAUGUUCCUGUGCUCUCUCAGCAUUCACAUGAUAUCCAUCUUCACCUUCAGUCUUAUACACGUGCUUGACAAGAAGGAUAGUUUGACUGAAACGACCACCAUUGUGAGCAUGGUGGUAAUGGGAGUUAUAGCAGUACUGUUCAUACCCAUCCUUGGCCUGACGGGCUUCCACAUGGUAUUGGUUAGUCGUGGCAGGACAACCAAUGAGCAAGUCACGGGCAAGUUCAGAGGGGGCUACAACCCUUUUUCACGGGGGUGCUGUCGAAACUGUUGCUAUAUAUUGUGUGGCCCCCAGUAUCCAAGUAUCAAACGACCAGCAAAAUAUAUAGGGAGAUAUAGGUUCACUCCAUCUUUGAGUCCCCCAGCACCAGUGUCGACAAUAACAAGUCAGAGUCAAGUACGAGUAUAUAUGGACAAUGGUGUUCAGGCACCUAAUUCUACAGCCUACAGUCAACUGGUGGAGGGGGGAGGGGCCGGAGCAUCAUCUUCGGUCACAGUGAGCACGGGCGGGGCAGGAGAGUGUGAUGACAACAGCCAGCCCCCUCCUGGAAUGAGUCAGAGUCAGGAUUGCGAACCCACACCACCCUUGCCCAGGCAUCCCUCGAAGACUAACUUCUUCCAGCCAGAUGCACCGCCCACACAUCACCACCCGUCGUACCAUCACCACCACCACCACCACGCGUACGUGGACUCCCCUCGUAAGGCAAAUGCUAAUCAGCAGGUCACAAGGCCCCCGCGAUCGCCAAACUCCUCGAGACCACGAGGCUUGGACGGGCGGUCACGAUCCACGACUCCAGACCCUCUAUCUCCAGACCGCCCAAUGCAGACGUCUCCACCAGUCCCUGGGGGUCCACGCACAGGACCAUCUAGUCCUAGUGGUCAGCAGGUCUACCAGGGUGUUCCAGGUUCUCCAACGUUACAUCAUCGCAUGAAACAGCUGGGAGGGGUUCCAACACCUCUGGCCAUGUCAUCUCCUCUUCGUCGAUCGAACCCCAGUACUCCUACACAACCUCGACGUCCUGAUUUCAUUGGGAUUGGCAAUGAAGGAAACAGAGUUCCACCACAGUACUACCCACAGUACUCAUAUGAACCACCUCAUAGUUCACACCAGAAUGGUUCACCACAACGUCGGUACAUGUCAGAAUCAGAGUUAAUACGGCAGCCACCAGAAACAGGUGGACAAUAUCCUCGUACCACUACAAUGUUUGAUAACAUUCAAGAAUUAGCUGGUUCACCACAACAUGGUCAGUACACUUGGAGGGAUCAGUCACCUCCUCAGUAUUGUCAAGGUGGUCCCAGUAACCCUAACGUUGUCUACCAGACUUGUGGCUCUCAAGAGUAUAGAUCAAACCCAACAAGUCCAACUCAAACAUGUCCUGCACCUCAUUAUUAUCCACCAAUACACCAUAGUCAAAUGGCAGGUCCACAUGGUGGCCAUUAUCCCCCAACUCAUCAGCCAUCAUACAAUCAGCACAUGAGCCACCAAGGCCACCAGGGAUAUCCACCCCAGCAACAGAUGGUUGGGCGACGCAACUCAGGACCAAGUUAUGUUGGGCCACAGUCACCACAGAUCAGACGAAAGAAUUAUGCAGGAGGUCUUGUUACUCCUCCUACACCAACAGAGAGUGGUCGGCCAAGUCCUGGUCAGAAGAGACCAGUUUCUUUUGUGAGGUCUUUAGAUAUGAUGGACAGUAUAGAGAUGUCAUCACGAGGUCCUCCCCAUCAUCAAGGUCCUCAUGGACCUCCACAUGAAGGUCACCAUGCAGUGAUACAUAGCCAGAGGUCUCAUGGGGGUACGCUCAGCCCAACACACACUCCCAAGCCUGACCACCGUCUGACAACACCACAAGAUCUUGACCGACGAUCAGCAUAUGAUAUGAACUAUGAAAUCAGUGUGUGAAGUACUAACAGCCUGCUGCAGAUGCCUAAGAAUUUGAGUGUGUUUUUCAUGUUUGUCUGUAUGUAUGUGUGAACUUGUCGACCAAGACAUUAGAGCAGCAGCAGGACAUAACUGAACUGAAGAACAUUGAUAAGUGUGAAGGUGGUGACGUGUGACAUUGUGCCAAGCUGAACUGUCCAGAUGAGAUAUAAAGGAGGUCAAAGCAACCUGGAAAAUGAAAUAUUAACAAGAAAAUUUGAACUGACCAAGGUACUGACCUCUUCAUAAGAGAACUGGGCAAUUCUUGCCAAGUGUGCACCUAUGCUAGUCACAAAUGUUUCUUUUAGGAGCCAUGACUUGAAAUAAGACAUUAUAAAAAGCUUAGUGUAGUGCAGCUGGGGCAUUCAUGGACAAUUGCUGUGGCUGUGGUAAUGCCAGUAGCUUGUUUGUUGCCCUUGUGACUCAAAAUUGUUUUAUUUUUUUCCUUUCUUUUAGAAGAUGGGCAUUUAAGAGCAUUCAUUGUUUUGAAUUGAAAGAAAUUAUGCUCUUAUAAAACAUAAAUUGAGGAGAAUUUAUUUCCUGAUUCUUAGUGAAAGAAAAAAGUGAGCCAAAGAUGGCAUCAUCAAAUAUUCCCCACAGAACACUUACAGAACAGUCUUGUCAGGCGCCUCACCACCACUUACACCAGCCCUGUAACUCAUCAACCACAAGCCCUGGGUAGGAGUUGGCAUGCCUCCACAGCCCUUAGAAACUCGGAAGGCUCACAGUAGACCAACAGCCCCGCAAACCAGGACCCACACACGCUGUUCCACCUGCCUCCAACAUUCCUGUUCUGUGUAUAUUUCAUGUAUUUAUACACCUCCCAUCCUGGUAUUGAAUAUAGCCAUACACAUUUUCAUUCUCUGCUACAAUCAUAUUCCAAAGUAGAUGAUUACAGUUUGAAAGAAGAAUUAGUAAUUAUAAUGGAAAUCUGUUUCACAGGAACCUUAAUUUUCAUCUCAAUUUCAUUAGGCUUAUAAUGUUCACACAUAAAUGUAAAGAUUGUGAUUAUUAGAUUUCGAUUCAUUGACAAUCAUGGUUUUUAAUAGAUGAAAGUGCAUAUGUCUAAUGAAAGCUAAAGUUGUGCAUAUUGAAAUGGCCAUUGCAGAUUGCAACCUAAGUAACCCCAUCAGGAGAGUGAGGAAAGUUUUUGUCAAGUAAAGACAAUUAUUCUUUCUCUCCAUCUUUUUCGUCUUCCCAGGAUAUUAGCUGGUACUGGUACUUGGCCACCACCAUUGAACAGUGUCUCGAGAAGGAUGGACAUGAAGACUUGGAUAUAAGAAUUUUUUCAGUGCAGCUCAAUGAUAGAAGCUAUUGUUUACAAGGCUGGAUUAGCAGUGAUUGAUUAUAGUGAUGGUGAUCUUGAUUGCGAUUUUUGCGCAAGGUUGGAGUUUCAAUUACAAUUAACCAAUAAUGUAAUUGUGUUUAUAUUGAUUAUUGAAUGAUUUUACAAAUGUUUUCUCCCAUGAUUUUAUUGUUUUAUAAAUUUUAAUAUUGUUAAUGUUUAUUGAUUUUAGCAGGAAAAAUUAUCUUUCAGCAUAAUUACUCUAGAAACUAACUUAUUCAUCAGAACUUCAAGCUACAUUAACAUUCAAGGGUAUGCACAUGCUCUUCUGUUCUUUUCUUGAUACAGUUGUUUUAAAUCAGUAGUGAUUAAAAAAAAAUGGAGAUAUAAUUGAAGUUCUUGUGGAAAGACAAUCAUAAACAAAAGUACCAACUGAAUACAUUGCUCCUUUUAAGUCAUAAAUAUUUGGAUUAAAUAGGUAUGAGAGUUGAGUAACAUAGAUAUUACCAUGGCAUUGAGUGCUGAUGUUGAAAAGGAAUGAGCUGUGACCAGUAGUUGAUGUAAGGGUAUGUUUAAUGAUAUCCAUCUUAUAGAGCAUGUUUUUGACAUCUUUGGCACUGUGCCAACUGUGUUUAUAUAUUGCUUGACCAUCACAGUGUUGAGGCUGGUGAAUUACUUCAAAAGGAAAGAUUUGUACUGAAAUCCUGUUCUAUUUUGAGUAUAGCAUAUUAGUACUUUUUAUACUUAGUCUUCAACUCUCCCUUUAAUCUCAUGAAAUAUUUAUGAUCACAGUUUUAUGAUUUGUUGUUUGUACUUAUUGAUUGUAGUUGGAAAGUUAGAUUUUAUUGAUGUAAAUUUUAUUAUCAGAAUUGAGUUGUCAGGUUAUACUUUGAACUGAUCUUUCUUUUGAUUAAGGAAAAAGUAGGUAUUCUGGAUAUAUUUCAUACGCAGUCAAAAUGUACCAAAGGAACGUUAUUUUGGUUACUUUUUAACAUUAUUUAUACAUACCAUUUAAAUGCUUUGAUAGUAGAAAUUUUCUAAGAAUAGUCAUUGAAUGAAAUUACCAAGCAAGUUUGUAGUUCAGUGAAAUGCAUCCAUCAAAGUUAAAUGCAGAAUUGAUGGCUUUAUAUAAAUUUGUGUGACUUUUUUACUUGGAGUAAUCUUUGUGAAGAUAAGAUCUAUAAGGGCUCUUGGUGUUUGCUUGAGUGGACACAAGAUGUGCACUUAAAUGUUAGUUCUGGGAUCUUAACAAUAUUUGAUUGUAUUUUACAUGUGUCAGUUCUGUUUGUUUAGCAGGUGUGUAUUGUCAAGAAUGUAAAAUUUUAUAGAUUUCCCUGGGAAAGUACAGAAUUUACUUUUGCCAGCAGAAAAUGUUCAGAUGGACCUUGUGAUGAACUUUGUAUUGAGUGUGAUUUAUUUUUACUUAAAACAUCACCAUUGCAAAUGAAAAGAGAGAGCAAUUGACUUUUUAAAAGACAAGCAUGGGCUGUGUUUGGAGGCUGAUAAUGAUGAGCUAAUUUUUUUUUCUUUCUUUCUUUCUUUCAUUUUAAUCAAAGUGAAGGGUGUGGUUUAAGAAUGAGCAGAACAUGAAAGUUUUGCUUUGUUAGUGGGGAAGGAUAACUGACAGCUAAAAGUAGUAGGCUUUGGGUAAACUGGGUUGUGAUGCAUGAGCAUACCCAGUGGGAAUAGUUUUGGCUUGUCUGAUAAUUGGAAUGAGUUUGGUAACAUUGCUAUAGCAGGAACUCAUGAUUUGAUUAAGGGAAUAGUGUAAUGGAAAGGAUCAGACAUUAUUCAUAAUAUGUAGGCAAAACAGGCCGAGAUUUUUUUUUAUGUGCAUUGUCUUUAUUUCUAUUCCCAACUGGACAACUUCACUACUAUAUAUAAAAAAGUGUUAGGAAUGUAAACCUUUAUUUUCAUUUUGAUGAGCAAAUAAGUACCAAUUUUUGGAAGAGCAGAAUCCUUGUUCUUGCUCCUAGGUGUUUUAUAAUGCCAGAUGGGUUCAUUCUAGGUUAGCAGGAAUUCCCCGAAAUUUCCAAAAGUAGCACGAAGCUAAUGCCCAACCCAUCCACAUACCCCCCUCCCCCACCCCCACCCAACACCAAUCAGGAAGUGUCUUGGACCUUAGAAGCCCUCAUAAUGUAGCAAUUUGUACUCCCUGUUUCUACAAGGCUUUACCCCCACCCCACCCCCACCCCCCAAAUACCAUCCCAUGUUUUCAGAAUUUUAUUUUAAUUUAUUGAAAAUAAAAAGUCUUUCUACGGCUUGUAUGAUUAUUUUCUUUUAUGAUUCUUAUUCUUGUUAUUGGUUUUUGGUGUGAUGUUGAUUUUUCCUCAUAAUGACUCCUCCCAAAGCAGCCCAGUGUCAUAUGAGAUGUCCUCUUUUUAUAAUGAAACAAUGUUGACUUUAUUCCACUACAGAUAUAAUUUUUGAUAGUUAUUCACAACCGACUUUUCACUUUAGGAUCAUUUGCACUUUCGCUGCAGCUAUGUGGUGAAUAUUUAUUUUACUUACACUGUUAAGAUAUUGAUUUUAAAAGAAGAGCUGAGCACUUUGUCUUGAUUGAAGAAAUCAGUAGUAACCAAAGAAGUGGCACAAGUAGACAAAUGCCUAUUGUAAAUUGUUUCCAAAAUUGUGUUGUAAAUCUCAUGCUAUUUAGAUAUUUUACAUUUCAAUAUUUUUGUAAGGAACUUGCAUACUCCAAGAACUUCCACCUUUUAUUACUACUGGAAAAAUGAUUUAUUUUACAAGAGUAUGUGCCAUAUUUCUUCAGGAAAAAUUUAUUAUUUUUUUCCUUUUAUAUCUAUAUUUAAGCACCUAUUUAUACAUACGUACAUAUAAUUUUUUAUUAUGAAUAUCAGCUGCUUCACAUUCAUUUCAAGGUUUAUGGUAAUGAUAGGCACCUUUUGCCUCAACACUAAUUGAAAGAACUGGAAACUUUGGGGACUUGUUCUUCAGUAGAUUGUGUUCUUGGAUCUUGCUUAUUAAUCUUUGUAUCCCACUGGCAUUUAAAAAAAAAAGUUUUAUAACCUGAUGUGUCACUUAGGACUGAUUAUACCACUUUCAUAAUGGUCUAAAUAUAGGUUUUCUAUAUAUAUUUUUCAUUUUGCCUUUUUAAUCAGCCAUUCUCAUUCAUAUGUACAUCAUCAUUGUCAUAACAUUUAUUCUUCCUCUCCAUUCCUGACACGCUGAUGUCGAGAUUGCAUCACCCAAUUUGCCUUUCCAUCAGCCCAGCCCAUCAUCUUUUUUCCACAUCACGUCAUUUUAAUCACAGUCAUAUCAUUUCAUCAUCCCCUCCCCCUUUCCCUACAUGUAAAAAAUGGGUCAUGUCACAUUGUAACCAGACCUUAGGGCAGCCUCUGUAAAUGUUAAGUUCUUUCUUAUAUCUGGUCAUUAGCUCAGAUCACUUACUCUGUAAACAACUCCCCUCCAGGUUUCCCCCAGCAUUAUCAUCAUGUCAGUAAUCACUUGUCUUGAGAUCAAUCUUCAUUGUUACAAUUGUAGUGACACCCGUCUGCCAGACUGUCAUUCCACACACUCACCGUAAGUGUAUUUGUCUCUAGGAGUUACCAGGACUGCAUCCUUCUAUCUCGGUAUGAUUGGUCUCUCAUGCAUAAUCCUAGCCGUUCCUUCAUCCCCUAACCCCAUGUUCUGUAAGAUUAAUCCAUUUUGUUCCACCUGUUCCUCCAACCUCUUCCUCCAACCUCUUCCAACUUUGUUCUUAUAACCAAUCAUUUUUUUCCCUUGUGUUCCAGAUCACAGGCAACUCACAUAUCUACUAAUAUAUCCUCCUCUCUUUUUUUGUGUUCUCUGUUCUUGUCCACUUUUAAAAAAGGAUUCCAUGCCUAUCUCCGUGUCCCUAUGACUAAUCAUUCAUGUACAUACUUGAUCAUUACCUGUGUUGACAUACAUCUCAUUCUGUUGAGUAACCAGCUACUAUAUUGUCUAAACAGGUCAAUGUACUGAAGUACCCAAAAUCUGUAGUAUCCUUCUUUUAGUCUUAACCUUUCUGCAACGUACAACUUUUUCCCAACUGUAGGAUGCGUUUCUAUGUUGUCUCCUUGAUAUUUUCCCUGAACGUAGCAUCCAAAAGGUCAUUAUAACUUGCUCCAGUGACCUUUAAUGCUCCAGUCUUUAACCACCAUGAACCCCCAGCACCAACUGCCUCCGAUCAGUUAACCUUUCCUUCGACUGCCAUACCCACAUACCCACUUCUCACCCAUGUAAAUACCUCUCCACCAACUUAUUUCCCACCUUUAUCUCAUGAAAGGUCCCUUACAACUUCGGCUUUUUUUUAAUUGUCUGCAAUGUACAUAAGAGGCUGCUUGUCGAUCUCCCCUUAGUCAUUUGUAUAAAGAAUUUACAAAUUAAAGAGAAAAUAUGUACA
Penaeus vannamei (Pacific white shrimp) is the source of this 7932-nucleotide messenger RNA. The record is from RefSeq and is a predicted model, not a curated record. Lineage: Eukaryota; Metazoa; Arthropoda; Malacostraca; Decapoda; Penaeidae.